Strigops habroptila (Kakapo) is the source of this 7912-nucleotide messenger RNA. It is a transcript of the gene ACAN, whose product is annotated as aggrecan. Gene Ontology annotation, molecular function: calcium ion binding; hyaluronic acid binding. NCBI's taxonomy places the organism in Eukaryota, Metazoa, Chordata, Aves, Psittaciformes, Psittacidae. The transcript is spliced from 19 exons. Bases 301 to 7185 code for a protein of 2294 amino acids. The record is from RefSeq and is a predicted model, not a curated record. Gene Ontology annotation, biological process: cell adhesion.
GAUCCAAUACACUUAGUUUGCCAGCUCUUCAAGAGUACUUACUCUUCGAGCCUGCUGCUGCUGCCACUGCCUGAAAGGACCUGAAAUACCACACAGGGAAUUUUGAUUUCUUCUGGGGAACCAGGGAAAGAAAAGAAGAAAGGCAGGAAAACUCAUCUGGAGAUUGUGAAGAAGACAUACAGUAAUAGCAAGAAGUGACAAGCUCUUUCCUUCUUGAACGCUGAAAAAGACCUCGUUUCUCUGCCAGGUGUAUGGGACUUAGAUUCUGGAAGCACUGCACUGAACUGUUAAAGGUAAACUAUGACCACUUUACUAUUAGUGUUUGUGUGUUUGCAAGUCAUCACCGCAGCCACCUCUGUGGAGCUCUCAGACAGUAGUGAUGGCCUGGAAGUCAAGAUACCUGAGCAGUCUCCCCUGCGUGUUAUCCUGGGAAGCUCCCUGAACAUCCCCUGUUACUUCAACAUCCCAGAGGAACAGGACACCAGUGCUCUGCUAACCCCAAGGAUCAAAUGGAGCAAGCUCUCCAAUGGAACCGAAGUUGUCUUGCUAGUGGCCACCGGUGGGAAAACCCGGCUCAACACCGAGUACAGGGAGGUGAUCUCUUUGCCCAACUAUCCCGCCAUCCCCACCGAUGCCACUUUGGAAAUCAAGGCACUGAGAUCCAACCAUACUGGGAUUUAUCGCUGUGAAGUGAUGUACGGGAUUGAGGACAGACAAGACACAAUAGAGGUCCUAGUGAAAGGCGUUGUAUUCCACUACAGAGCAAUCUCCACAAGGUACACCUUGAACUUUGAGAAAGCAAAGCAGGCCUGUAUCCAGAACAGCGCUGUCAUUGCUACUCCCGAGCAGCUGCAAGCUGCCUACGAGGAUGGGUACGAGCAGUGUGAUGCUGGCUGGCUGGCUGAUCAGACUGUCAGGUACCCCAUCCACUGGCCCCGGGAGCGCUGCUACGGUGACAAGGAUGAAUUUCCAGGAGUGAGGACCUACGGUGUCCGUGAGCCAGAUGAAACCUAUGAUGUUUACUGCUAUGCAGAGCAAAUGCAAGGUAAAGUCUUCUACGCCACCGACCCCGAGAAGUUCACCUUCCAAGAAGCUUUUGACAAGUGCCGCAGUUUGGGAGCCCGUUUGGCCACCACGGGGGAGCUGUACCUGGCCUGGAAGGACGGCAUGGAUGUGUGCAGUGCUGGCUGGCUGGCCGAUCGCAGUGUCCGCUACCCCAUCUCCAGAGCACGGCCCAACUGCGGAGGGAACCUGGUGGGAGUGCGCACGGUGUACCUGUACGUCAACCAAACCGGGUACCCUCACCCCGACUCUCGCUACGAUGCCAUCUGCUAUAGUGGGGAUGACGUUGAGACUCUGGUGCCAGGGCAGUUCAUCGACGAGACUGGAAGCGAGCUGGGCAGUGCUUUCACUGUGCAGACCGUCACCCGGACAGAGGUGGAGCUGUCACUGCCUCGCAAUGCCACGGAGGAGGAGGCCCGCGGCAGCAUUGCCACGCUGGAGCCUAUGGACAUCACCCCUACUGCCACCGAGCUCUACGAGGGCUUCACUGUCCUGCCCGAUCUCUUUGCCACCAGUGUCACAGUAGAGACAGCUGCCCCAGAGGAGGAGAACGUGACCAGGGGGGAUGUGACAGGGGUAUGGGCUGUACCUGAACAGGUCACCACCGUCACCUUAGGCACUGCCAUCACCACCGAAAUGGCAGAGGUGAGCACGGUGGAAGAGGUCGUGGAGGUGACUGCCACACCAGGACUAGAGUCUGCUUCAGCACUGACAGUGGAAGAUCAGCUUGUGCAAGUGACAGCAGCCCCUGGUGUCGGUCUCAUCCCCAAGCAGCCUAUCUCCCCUACGGGUGUGGUGUUUCACUACCGUGCUGGCACCAGCAGAUACGCCUUCUCCUUCGUCCAAGCCCAGCAGGCCUGCCUGGAGAACAACGCAGUUAUCGCCACUCCAGAACAGCUCCAGGCUGCCUAUGAGGCUGGGUUUGACCAGUGCGAUGCCGGCUGGCUGCGGGACCAGACAGUCAGGUAUCCCAUUGUGAACCCCCGAAGUAACUGUGUAGGAGACAAAGAGAAUUCUCCAGGCGUACGGUCGUACGGCAUGCGCCCAGCCUCAGAGGCCUAUGAUGUGUACUGCUACAUCGACAGGCUCAAGGGAGAGGUGUUCUUUGCAACCCAGCCAGAGCAGUUCACCUUCCCAGAAGCUCAGCAGUACUGUGAGAGCCAAAACGCCACGCUAGCCUCUGUUGGCCAACUCCACGCCGCCUGGAAGCAGGGUCUGGACAGAUGCUAUGCUGGCUGGUUAGCCGAUGGCAGCCUCCGCUAUCCCAUUGUGAGCCCCCGUCCUGCCUGCGGUGGGGAUGCACCUGGAGUGAGAACCAUCUACCAGCACUACAACCGGACGGGCUUCCCCGACCCACUGUCCCGGCAUCACGCCUUCUGCUUCAGAGCUCUGCCGCCUGCGGAGGAGGAAGGGGUCACCUCAUUCUUUGAAGAAGAUAUGCUGGCAACCCAAGUGAUCCCUGGAGUGGAGGGGGUACCCUCUGGGGAGGAGGUGACUGUGGAGACAGAGUUUGCCACUCAACCUGAGAAUCAGACAGCCUGGGGGACCGAGGUCUUUGCAACCGAUGUGUCACUGCUCUCAGUGACCCCAUCUGCUUUUCCUCCUGCUACAGUAAUACCAGAGGAAACACAUACAGAUGCUUCUGUCAGUGAAGUGUCAGGGGAGGUGACUGAAUCUGGAGAGCAUCAAGUCAGUGGUGAAUCUUCAGCAUCUGGGUGGGUAUCUGGAGUCCCGGAUACAAGUGGAGAACCAUCUUCUGGAGUUUUUGGACUUGGUGGAGAACACUCAGGGAUAGGAGAAAGUGGAUUACCAUCAGUAGACCUGCAUACCAGCGGCUUUCUGCCUGAAGAAAGUGGGCUACCCUCAGGGGACCUGAGCGGCGUGACUUCUGGAAUUGUUGAUAUCAGUGGCUUAUCUUCUGCAGAGGGAGAUAUUUCGGUGUCUACUUCCAGGAUACCAGAAAUCAGUGGGAUGCCAUCUGGAGUGGAAAGCAGUGGGCUGCCUUUUGGAUUUAGCGGAGAAACAUCUGGCACUGAACUAGUCAGUGGUGUGUCGUCUGGAGAAGAAAGUGGACUUGCCUCUGGUUUUCCUACGGUCUCUCUUGUGGAUACCACAUUGGUGGAAGUUGCAACAACAGCACCGGAACGGCGAGAGGAGGGAAAGGGAUCCAUCGGAGUCAGUGGUGAAGGAGAUCUGUCAGGGUUCCCAUCCACUGAGUGGGACACCAGUGGCAGAGCCCAAGGCUUACCCUUAGGAGAAGAGCUCAGCGGGGAGCCCUCUGGAGGGCCUGAGCUCAGGGGGGAACCUUCUGGGGUACCCGAGCUCAGCGGGGAGCCCUCUGGAAGGUCUGAGCUCAGCGGGGAGCCUUCUGGGGUACCUGAGCUCAGCGGGGAGCCCUCUGGAAGGUCUGAGCUCAGCGGGGAGCCUUCUGGGGUACCUGAGCUCAGCGGGGAGCCCUCCGAAGGGUUUGAGCUCAGCGGGUUGCCCUCAGGACUGGAUGUCAGUGGAGAGCCAUCUGGAAUACAUGAGAUCAGUGGCCUGGUGGACUUAAGUGGCUUUACUUCUGGUACCGAUGGAAGCGGUGAGGCCUUGGGCAUUACUUUUGUAGAUGCCAGUUUGGAGGAAGUGACCACAACCCCCUCAGUUACUGGAGCAGAAGCAAAAGAGAUCUUGGAAAUCAGUGGAUUGCCUUCAGGAGGUGAACAUGCAUCAGGCAUGGCAUCCGGGAGCUCAGACAUCAGUGGUGAGCCUUCCGGGCAUGUGGACUUUGGUGGGAGUGUUUCUGGAGUGCUUGAGAUUAGCGGGCAUCCGAGUGGAGUGAUCGACAGCAGUGGAGAAGUCUCUGGAGUUGAUGUCACCAGUGGGUUACUGUCUGGAGAGGAAAGCGGGCUCGCCUCUGGCUUUCCCACAGUCUCUCUUGUGGAUACCACUUUGAUGGAAGUUGUAACACAGACGUCAGUUGCACAAGAAGUGGGAGAAGGGCCAUCUGGGGUAAUAGAAAUCAGUGGAUUUCCUUCUGGAGACAGAGGACUAUCUGGAGAAGGGUCUGGAGUCGUGGAGACUAGUGGGUUUCCUUCCGGGACAGGAGACUUCAGUGGAGAGCCAUCCGGGAUUCCAUACAUCACUGGAGACAUUCCUGGAGCCACAGAUCUAAGUGGCCAAUCCUCAGCAGUGACUGAUGUUAGUGGGGAAGCCUCAGGGCUUCCAGAAGUCACUUUGGUCACUUCUGACUUAGAAGAAGUUGUGACAAGACCAACAGUAUCACAGGAACUGGGUGGGGAAACAGCCGUCACGUUCCCCUACGGUUUUGGGCCAAGUGGUGAGGCCUCUGCAUCUGGUGAACUAAGUGGGGAAACAUCUGCAUUGCCAGAAAGUGGUGUAGAAACAUCAACAGCUUAUGAAAUCAGUGGUGAAACACCUGCAUUUCCUGAAACUAGCAUAGAAACAUCUACGAUUCAAGAAAUCAGUGGCGAAACAUCUGCAUUUCAUGAAACUAGUGUAGAAACAUCCACGAUUCAUGAAAUCAGUGGGGAGACAUCUGCCUUUCCUGAAUUUAGCAUAGAAACAUCAACAAUCCCAGAAAUCAGUGGGGAAACAUCUGCAUUUCCUGAAGUUUUCAUAGAAACAUCCACAAGUCAAGAAGCUAGGGGUGAGACGUCUGGCUAUCCUGAAAUCAGCAUAGAGACAUCCACAGCUCAAGAAGUAAGUGGGGAAACCUCUGCGUUUCCUGACAGCACAGAAACAUCCACAAUACAAGAAAUCAGUGGGGAAGCAUCUGCAUUUCCUGAGAUUAGAAUAGAAACAUCCACAAGUCAAGACAUCAGUGGGGAAACAUCUGCAUUUCCUGAAAUCAGAAUAGAAACGUUCACAAGUCAAGAAGCCAGGGGUGAGACGUCUGGCUAUCCUGAAAUCAGCAUAGAAACAUCCACAGUCCAUGAAACCAGUGGGGAAAUAUCUGCCUUUCCUGAGAUUAGCAUACAAACCUCAACAGUCCAUGAAAUCAGUGGAGAAACAUCUGCCUUUCCUGAAAUUACCAUAGAAACUUCGACAGUCCAUGAAAUCAGUGGAGAAACAUCUGCCUUUCCUGAAAUUACCAUAGAAACUUCGACAGUCCAUGAAAUCAGUGGAGAAAGUUCUGCGUUUCCUGAAAUCAGAAUAGAAACAUCCACAAAUCAAGAAGCCAGGGGUGAAACCUCUGCCUAUCCAGAAAUUACUAUAGAAACAUCCACAGUCCAUGAAACCAGUGGGGAAAUGUCUGCCUUUCCUGAAAUAAGCAUAGAAACCUCUACGGUCCAUGAAACCAGUGGAGAAACACCUGUAUUUCCCGAAAUCAGCAUAGAAACCUCGACAGUCCAUGAAACCAGUGGAGAAACACCUGUAUUUCCCGAAAUCAGCAUAGAAACCUCGACAGUCCAUGAAACCAGUGGAGAAACACCUGUAUUUCCUGAAAUCAGCAUAGAAACUUCGACGAUCCAUGAUGUUAGUGGAGAAACCUCUGCCUUUCCUGAAAUUAGCAUAGAAACUUCGACAGUCCACGAAAUCAGUGGAGAAACAUCUGCCUUUCCUGAAAUUAGAAUAGAAACAUCCACAAGUCAAGAAGCCCGAGGUGAACCAUCUGCGUUUCCUGAGAUCAACAUAGAAACUUCCACAGUCCAUGAAAUCAGUGGGGAAACAUCUGCAUUCCCUGAGAUUAGCAUAGAAACACCAACGAGUCAAGAAGCCAGGGGUGAAACAUCUGCCUAUCCUGAAAUUAGCAUAGAAAAAUCCACAGUUAAAGAAGUAAGUGGGGAAACCUCUGCAUUUCCUGAAAUCAGAAUAGAAACAUCCACAGACCAAGAUGCCCGGGGUGAAACAUCUGCACUUCCUGAGACCAGCAUAGAAACAUCCACAGUCCACGAAAUCAGUGGAGAAACAUCUGCAUUUCCUGAAAUCAGCAGAGAAACAUCCACGGUCCAUGAAACCAGUGGAGAAGCAUCCACAUUGCCUGCUGCUAACAUCGAUACAGCUGCUACAUCUUUGGCCAGUGGUGAUCCCACUGGUGCUCCCGAGGAGAAGGAAAUUCCUGACGCAAUAUCUGGAUCUGUGACGCACUCACUUGCAGGCAUUGCAGGGGAAAGCUCUGUCCCAGACAUUGUAAUUAGUACCAGUGCUCCAGAUGUGGAACCAGCACAGGGACCCAGGAACUCUGAAGAGGCUCAGCUCGAAAUAGAGCCCUCCCCUCCUGCGGUGUCAGGACAAGAGACGGAGGCAGCCGUUGUUCUAGACAAUCCCCAUCUGCUGGCCACCGCUACUCCUGCCUUGCCUCAAGUCCCACAAGAAGCAAUAGACACGUUAGGACCCACUACAGAAGACACUGAUGAGUGCCACUCAAGCCCCUGUCUGAAUGGAGCUACCUGCGUUGAUGGCAUCGACUCUUUCAAAUGCUUAUGCCUUCCCAGCUACGGAGGGGACCUGUGUGAGAUCGACCAGGAAAACUGUGAGGAAGGUUGGACCAAGUUCCAGGGCCACUGCUACAGGCACUUUGAAGACAGGGAGACUUGGAUGGAUGCAGAGGCCAGAUGCCGACAACAUCAAGCCCACCUGAGCAGUAUCAUCACCCCAGAGGAGCAAGAAUUUGUGAACAGCCAUGCACAGGACUACCAGUGGAUUGGUCUCAGUGACAGAGCUGUGGAGAAUGAUUUCCGCUGGUCUGAUGGGCACUCCCUGCAAUUUGAGAACUGGCGGCCCAACCAACCCGAUAACUUCUUCGCGGCGGGUGAGGACUGCGUGGUGAUGAUCUGGCAUGAGCAAGGCGAAUGGAACGACGUUCCCUGCAACUAUCACCUCCCUUUCACCUGCAAGAAAGGAACAGUGGCCUGCGGGGACCCUCCCGUGGUGGAGAACGCCAGGACCUUUGGUCGGAAGAAGGACCGCUACGAAAUCAACUCCAUGGUGCGAUACCAGUGCAACCAAGGCUACAUCCAGCGCCACGUGCCCACGAUUCGGUGCCAGCCCAACGGGCAGUGGGAGGAGCCGCGGAUAUCCUGCACAAACCCCUCCAACUACCAGCGCAGGCUAUACAAGAGGAGCCCCAGGAGCCGGUCAAAACCCAGCGGCAGAGCCGUGCACAGACCCACCCAUUAGAGCGGGGCCAGAGAGAGACACCGAAAGUGAGAAACAGAGAUUUUUAACGGAACACUUAUAUUAACAGAGUCGAUUUCUCUUCUUCUUGUUGUUGUUGCUUUUUUUUUUUUUGUCAUAUAAGGAAAAACAAAAAUUAUAUUAAAGACAAACCCACCUUUGUGUAUAUGUAUAAAAAACCAAUAAUUAAUGUUUUUUUCCAAGCACCAAAGCAAAGCAAAUUAGAUCUCAGCAUUUUUACUAACCGUCCGGUUCCAAUUAUCUUCGUGCCUUCGGGGACAGGGAGGGGGGUGGGUUUGCAGAGGGCUGGGGGUUAAGUUAAAUAAUAAAGAUGAUUAUUUUUUCCUGAUUUUAUCCACGAACAAUGUAAUUAUUUCUGUUAUUUAAUCUCCGGGGUGAGCAGCACCUUUUUGGGGUUUUAUUUUAUUAUUAUUAUUGUUUUUUUUCCAGAAUCCUCCUACUGCUGCAGCACAUCAGGGCUGGGGGGGGAGGGCCGGGGGCUGUGAUGGAAGGAGCUAUGGGAGGAGGGAGGCGAGGGGAUGCUGAGACCCGGGAGCCGGGUGCUGGGGGCUGCAGCCCCUCUCUGCUUCCCUGCCACCCCCCCCCGUCCUGGGACAACGUGCUCUUUCCAGGGGACCGUGCGGGGCACCAGCGUUCCCUGCACCUAUUUAUAUUUUUGAACAUAUCCUAUUUUGAGAGAAUGAUAAAUAAUAAAGAGAGUGAAAUCGGA